AUGGGGGCCACACCGCGGCCCCGGGCCCCGCGGUGCCGUCUCUGUCUCGCAAUUCUUCUUGCUAUCUUGGCGCUGCUUCUCCUUUAUCUCAGUGCUCGGAGCCUGGGAGCGCUCUCAGGCUGCGAAUCAGGGGCACAAUUUUGCAUGCCCGAACAGCUGCCCUUCCAGGUACGACCCGGGCAGGGAUGGCCUGAGAGUCCCCAGUGGGAAGAGCCUUCAUGUUUGGGCCCCCGGGGGAUGUUAGGUCGCAUGAUGGGGCCGUUUCGCGCCAGUUUGAACCCCAAAGGCGACGUGGAGUUGUCGCAGUACCUGGCCGGAUGGAGGGAGUUGAUCAAGUUCCUAAGUCCCCUUGGCUCCAUAUUUGCUUUCGCCACAAGUGAAGCCUCCACCAAGGUCGCAGAUCUGGAGGCCAGGGUGCACAGCCCUGACGCUGCUCACUACACGUCGCUGGCGGCCAUGACCGCAUGGGAGCGGCAGGCAGGGCUGCUGGAGGGGCGCGGAGCCGCCCCGCCGCACUCGGGCUCGCGCACGCUGCUUCUGCUGCACCGCGCCCUGCGCUGGUCCCAGCUCUGCCUCCACGGGGUGGCGACUGGAGAGUUUGGGGGCCCGGACGCGGGCGAGCAGUGCAGCGACGCCUACAGAAAGGCGCUGGGCCCACACCACCCCUGGCUCAUCCGGCAGGCUGCUAGCGUGGCCUUCCGGGCCUUCCCUGGUCGUGCCCGGAUACUCGAGCUGACAUGUCCAGGGACCAAAGAGACCGCGGCGCGAGCCGCCCUAGCCCGGGCCGCUGGCACCCUGGAGGAUGUCUACAACCGCACCCAGAGCCUGCUGGCCGAGCGCAGCCUGCUCCACCUGGCCUGA
Elephantulus edwardii (Cape elephant shrew) is the source of this 861-nucleotide messenger RNA. RefSeq names its product glycolipid transfer protein domain containing 2 (gene GLTPD2). The coding region runs from base 1 to 861 and encodes 286 amino acids. Gene Ontology annotation, molecular function: ceramide 1-phosphate transfer activity; ceramide 1-phosphate binding. Gene Ontology annotation, cellular component: cytoplasm; cytosol; membrane. NCBI's taxonomy places the organism in Eukaryota, Metazoa, Chordata, Mammalia, Macroscelidea, Macroscelididae. The transcript is spliced from 4 exons. Gene Ontology annotation, biological process: ceramide transport; intermembrane lipid transfer. The record is from RefSeq and is a predicted model, not a curated record.